Psammomys obesus (fat sand rat) is the source of this 3295-nucleotide messenger RNA. RefSeq names its product solute carrier family 1 member 1 (gene Slc1a1). Gene Ontology annotation, molecular function: L-cysteine transmembrane transporter activity; glutamate:sodium symporter activity; L-glutamate transmembrane transporter activity. Gene Ontology annotation, cellular component: plasma membrane. NCBI's taxonomy places the organism in Eukaryota, Metazoa, Chordata, Mammalia, Rodentia, Muridae. The record is from RefSeq and is a predicted model, not a curated record. Bases 129 to 1685 code for a protein of 518 amino acids. The transcript has 12 exons. Gene Ontology annotation, biological process: L-glutamate transmembrane transport.
ACCACAGCGCUCGGUCUCCAGCGGCGGUGGCAGCGUUGACAGCGGCCCGGGUGCCAGGUCCCCGCGCCGCGCCGCAUCCCGCCUCAUCAGACACGCUCCCCGAGUCCCCGCCGGCGCCGGUGCCCACCAUGGGGAAGCCCACGAGCUCUGGAUGCGACUGGCGCCGCUUCCUGCGGAAUCACUGGCUGCUGCUCUCCACCGUGGCCGCCGUGGUGCUAGGAAUUGCCAUAGGACUCUUGGUUCGAGGACACAGUGAGCUCUCAACUCUGGAUAAAUUCUACUUUGCGUUUCCUGGAGAAAUUCUAAUGAGGAUGCUGAAGCUUGUCAUUUUGCCAUUGAUUAUAUCCAGCAUGAUCACAGGUGUCGCUGCACUGGACUCCAACGUAUCUGGAAAGAUUGGCCUGCGUGCUGUGGUGUAUUAUUUAUGUACCACCAUCAUCGCUGUGAUCCUAGGCAUUGUGUUAGUUGUGAGCAUCAAGCCUGGUGUCACUCAGAAGGUGAAUGAAAUCAACAGGAUGGGCAAAACCCCCGAAGUCAGCACAGUGGAUGCCAUGUUGGACCUGAUCAGGAACAUGUUCCCUGAGAACCUGGUCCAAGCCUGUUUUCAGCAGUACAAAACCAAGCGUGAAGAAGUGAAGCCUGUCAGUGAUCCUGGGGGGAACUCGACAGAGCUGUCUGUCUCCGCGUCUGAGAACAAGACAAAGGAGUACAAAAUCGUGGGCCUGUACUCAGACGGCAUCAAUGUCCUGGGCCUGAUCAUUUUCUGCCUUGUCUUCGGACUUGUCAUCGGAAAAAUGGGAGAGAAGGGGCAGAUUCUGGUGGAUUUCUUCAAUGCGUUGAGUGAUGCAACCAUGAAGAUCGUUCAGAUCAUCAUGUGUUACAUGCCGGUUGGUAUUUUGUUCCUAAUUGCUGGGAAGAUCAUAGAAGUGGAAGACUGGGAAAUAUUCCGCAAGUUGGGCCUUUACAUGGCCACUGUCCUGAGUGGGCUUGCGAUCCACUCCGUUGUGGUUCUGCCACUGAUCUAUUUCAUAAUCGUGCGGAAGAACCCUUUCCGCUUUGCCCUGGGCAUGGCGCAGGCUCUCCUCACAGCCCUCAUGAUCUCGUCCAGUUCAGCCACCCUGCCGGUUACGUUCCGCUGUGCGGAAGAAAAGAAUCAGGUGGACAAAAGGAUCACGAGAUUCGUGCUGCCUGUUGGCGCCACGAUCAACAUGGAUGGCACUGCACUCUACGAGGCCGUGGCCGCUGUGUUCAUUGCACAGCUGAAUAGCAUGGACUUGAGCAUUGGGCAGAUCAUCACCAUCAGCAUCACAGCCACAGCUGCCAGCAUUGGCGCUGCUGGUGUGCCGCAGGCUGGCCUGGUGACCAUGGUGAUCGUGUUGAGUGCUGUAGGCCUGCCUGCUGAGGAUGUCACCCUGAUCAUCGCCGUUGACUGGCUCCUGGACCGGUUCAGGACCAUGGUGAAUGUUCUGGGUGAUGCGUUUGGGACCGGCAUUGUGGAAAAGCUCUCCAAGAAGGAGCUGGAGCAGAUGGACGUUUCAUCUGAAGUCAACAUCGUGAACCCCUUUGCCUUGGAACCCACAGUCCUCGAUAAUGAAGACUCAGAUACCAAGAAGUCCUAUGUCAAUGGGGGCUUUGCAGUGGACAAAUCCGACACCAUCUCCUUCACCCAGACCUCACAGUUCUAGAGGCCCAGCUUCAGAUGACUGGGAUGAUGAAGGACAACUCCACAGGAGCCAUCUCUUAGCAAACUCCAACACUGAGGAGAGAGAGGAACACUGAGAGUCAACUGUACAUUUGAGUUUGAUAAACAGACCUCCAGAUUAUUUUCUAUAUUUGGCUUUAUAGCCUUUGUUCUCUGGGUUGGGGGAUUUGGGGGAGGGUAGACUGAAAGGAAAUUAAGAAAGUUGUGUUAUCAGGAUUUUCUAAUUCUAUAAAACAAAAUUUUGAAGUAUAUGAAGGAGCAACUGUUGGGAUUAGGUAAUGGAUAUGGAAGAUAAAUUGCUUUCUCAUGCACAGACCAGUGUUUGGGCUUUUUAAAUAAUAUUAUUACUGGCUACAAAUUUUUACUCAGGCUUUCUAUUGGUAUGACUUCCUUUGUCUUCUCACUUUUUAUAGAUUAUAAUGCAUGUCAAAAACCCUACCCAGUUAAUGUGCCAAAUUUUUCCAUUUGACCUCAACUCCAGCCACUCUCAAACUACUCUGGAAAAAAAAAAAAAAGGCAAAAAGGAUCAGCAUAGUUCUGCAAUAACAGUUUUAAGAUAGUUAAGGGGUUUAGGGGGAAGGGAAAGGGUUUUUUUAUUCAAUGUACUGUAUUGGAAUGCUGGUAGCUGUUUAGCCAGUGUUCGGUAUAGAACUAUAUGUAUAUGUGUGUAUAUUUAUUAUUUUCAUAUAAUUUUCAAGACAGAGACCAGUAAUGAACUAUCAAUGUGAAAUAAGAAGCUUUCUCUUUGUACUUGAAUCAAAACUAUAGUUCCAGCCUAGGUGUGCUUCAGAGCUCACCAGAACACUGUCUGGAACUCUGGGAUGAAAAAUCAAGUUGCUGGGUUACUGUGAUUCAGCCCUAAAGUAAAAAUGUGUUAUGGUGAAAAUCUAAAGUGGCACAGCCAUUCUUUUACAACUUCCAGGCUCAAGGUCCCUCAAUGUUGGCAUGGAAUAAGUGCAUUUACAAAGACAACACUCCCAGUGGCUGGCUGUGCUCAGAUCCCCAUGGAAGGCUUUGUUCUUCAAGUACACACCCACCUCACAAGGCUGCCCACCUCACAAGGCUGCCACUUUGCUGCCCUUGGUCUUCUCUGGCCACCAGGGCCAAAAGAGCUGUGUCAAGCCAUUACCUAUGUUGUUUCAAAAUGGGCUGCCUAAGGUGAACAAGCCAUGUUGCCAAGUGACCAAGCUAUCUCUAUACUGUAUUCUUUUUAACUUUUUUUUUUUUUUUUUUGAGACGGAGUUUCUCUACAUAGUUCUGGCUUUCCUAGAACUCACUAUGUAGACUAGGCUAGCCUCAAACUCACAGAGAUCCUUCUCCCUCUGCCUCCCUAGUGCCAGGCUGAAAGGCAUGUGCCACCAUGCCUGGCUUUAUACUGUAUUCUUACAGAAUAAAAUCCAGGCCGUGAGCUAAUGGUUCAGGGGAAAUGCUUCAGGCCUCCUCCUCCAGAGAGGACUGUUCUGAAAACCUUGGCCUUUCGGCUUAGAAUCCUCUGCCUGUCUUUCUCCUGCUGGUUUCUGAAGAUAACUUAUUAAAAGUCUAUGCUUUCUGUCCUCAUCCUGUAAAUAAAGCUCGACAAAAACUUGUAAUUAA